GCCUCUUCCAACAGAUAAACAAAUUGCAAUCUGUCUAUACAAAUUAGCAUCUUGUGCAGAAUAUCGGGUUGUCGGUGAUGUUUUUGGUGUACAUAAAAGCACAGUUCACAAAUACUUUCAUUUAGUAGUGAGUGCCCUAAUACAACUGAAAAAUGAAAUGAUCAAGUUUCCAAAAUUGGAAGAGGCAUUAAUAAUUGCAAAUGAAUUCGAAAAGAAGUCUUGUAUUCCAAACAUUAUUGGUGCAAUUGAUGGUACCCAUGUUCCAGUCUUGCCGCCAAGUGAUGGAUUCUUAGAUUUUAUAAAUAGAAAAGGAUGGCCUUCGAUUGUAAUGCAAGGGGUCGUAGAUAACAACUAUUUGUUUACAGACGUCAGCGUGAAGCUUCCAGGUAGUACUCACGAUGCGACGGUAUUUAAGGAAUCAGGAUUAUUCAAAAACUCCUCAACCCGUAUUCCAAUAUACACAAAAUUGGUAAAUAAUAUUGAAACGCCUCUAUUUCUUGUUGGGGACCCUGCAUAUCCUCUUCUUCCAUGGUUGAUGAAGCCAUUUAUUGGCAACUUAAAUGCUGAAGAGGAAUCGUUCAAUUGCCACUUGAGUUCCGCACGAAUAGUGGUAGAAAACGCAUUCGGCAGAUUGAAAGGACGCUGGCGAUGCAUUGCAAAACGAAUCGAUGUCGACCCUGCUUUCGUUCCACAAGUUGUUCUGGCUUGUGCAAUUCUACACAACUAUGUUGAGCAGCAGAAGGAAUCAUAUUUGGAGUUCUGGUCCCAAUCCGUCCAAGAAGAUAUACAUUACCCACAGCCACAAGAUACUAUUACAAGUGAGAUGAUUAGCGAAAGAAACAUCCAUCCCAAAGAUUUGCGAAAUAAUAUUAAAAAUUGGCUGAAAGACAAUUAUCCUUUACGAACAUCACAUUUCUAACAAUUUUUUCCUACUCAUAAACAUUUCAGUUAGCGGAAUCAUACUAUUGAAUAUACUCGUAUUAUUAUAUUAAUUAUAUGUAUGUGCUAACCCCUAUUUCCUUAAUAUAAGAAAAUCGCUGUGUAAACUUUAACAAUUUCAAAACGUGUAUUAGAAAAUUAAAGAGCUCAUACAAUUCAUUAAUUAAUAUGAUUUAAAAAGUUAACAGCUAAUAUCAAGGUCAUGUUAUUUAGCUGGAGAUGACUGCGGUGUGGAUGCAAAAAUACCAUUACAUUCCGGAGUUGGCGCAUCGGCUUGAGAA
Bactrocera tryoni is the source of this 1220-nucleotide messenger RNA. RefSeq names its product protein ALP1-like. The transcript has 3 exons. Bases 158 to 919 code for a protein of 253 amino acids. The record is from RefSeq and is a predicted model, not a curated record. NCBI's taxonomy places the organism in Eukaryota, Metazoa, Arthropoda, Insecta, Diptera, Tephritidae.